UACUAUUUACAUUUAUCUACUAAGAUACACAACAAGAAAAUAUUAAAUCACAAAAUUGUGGAAUUUGAAGGUAAAUGAAUGUAUAGAUCAUUAUAAUUUUGCUGGUUGAGUGUGUUAUUUAAUCUACUACAUUUUGAUUACUUGCUAUAAAACACUUUUGUCAAACAACUGUGAUAAUAGUCGUUCCAGGAUGGUCAGAGACAAUCAAACUACAAUAAAAUAAUUGGCUUUCUUAUUUAUUACGAAUUUAUUUUUAACACAAUUGAAACAUGCCUUUCCCUACAUUCUCGCUCACUUCUUUUUCUAUUUAAUUCUUUAAAAGCUAGCUUUAAAACAUUCUCUCCCCGAACAAGCGUGACAAUUGAGGCCCCUAUUGUUCCAGCCAGCAUAACAAGAUCUGUAUUUCCAACGUACCGCUAAAUUUGUAUAAAUACAAGCCUCUUCUCAUUAAGAAUCAGCCCAUUUGCCAGUUUGAUAUCUCAUAUGAAUGUUUGAUUAGUGGUAAAGUAUGACCGAUAUAAUUAAAUUCAUUCUCCUCUGCCAAUGCAUGAUUUCUGGUGGUUGGGUAAAAGCUGAGGAACCUGACAAAAGUCUUUACUAUUACGAUUCUGACCAUGACACAAAAUUAAACGACAACAUACAUGCUGAUGAUAUGAACUUUGUUCCCGUAAUGGUGAGGCGUAAUGAUUUCUUCCUCAAGGCGUCUAAAUCAGUGCCGAGAAUCGGCAGGAGGAAUGACUUCUUCUACGCCAAGACACACAAGUCUGUGCCCAGGAUUGGAAGGAGGAAUGAUUUUUUCCUAAAAGCCUCAAAGUCCAUACCGAGAAUAGGCAGAAGAAAUGAUUUCACAUCACAAUCGGACAAGGAAGGAAUAAUGGAUUGGCCCUGGUUUAGAGAACACGAGUACAUACCAAAAGUAUUAAAAAAAGAUACAAACUAUGAACACCUUCAAGAAGGGAAUAAAGAAAUACCAGAAAGUCGACAACAGCCUUUAGUUUAGAACAAAGUUUAUAUUAUUAUGAAAUAAAAAACAAUUUAUGUCUAAAUAUAUAAUUGGUGCUUGAUACUCAAAGUAUACUGGGAUACAUAUAUUUCUUAGUUUUAAUCUUAAAACAAUGUAGUUUUUAGUUAUUUUAGUGUAUGAAUAAAAUCCUACUAAUAUAAAAAUUAAAAA
Messenger RNA from Cimex lectularius (bed bug), 1174 nucleotides. RefSeq lists its product as uncharacterized. NCBI's taxonomy places the organism in Eukaryota, Metazoa, Arthropoda, Insecta, Hemiptera, Cimicidae. The coding region runs from base 509 to 1000 and encodes 163 amino acids. The record is from RefSeq and is a predicted model, not a curated record. The transcript has 4 exons.